Messenger RNA from Macrosteles quadrilineatus (aster leafhopper), 3815 nucleotides. RefSeq names its product RNA-binding protein 5-like. The record is from RefSeq and is a predicted model, not a curated record. The transcript has 3 exons. Gene Ontology annotation, biological process: mRNA splicing, via spliceosome. NCBI's taxonomy places the organism in Eukaryota, Metazoa, Arthropoda, Insecta, Hemiptera, Cicadellidae. Gene Ontology annotation, cellular component: nucleus. Bases 703 to 3399 code for a protein of 898 amino acids. Gene Ontology annotation, molecular function: RNA binding.
UACACUUCUGAUAUUGCACUUUUGAUAUUGCUUUGUGUUGUACACUUUUGACAAGCAACACUAAUUCAAGCAACUGCCAAAGUGUCGUGAUUCAUAAUCACACAAAUAAAUUACAAUACAAACACCAUUAUGUUUUCUACAAGAUUUUACUCUUCUGUCAGGAGCACUUUAUAGCACACAUAUGUGGACACUUACGCAGCGUGCUCACAAGCAUGCUUCAGCUGCGGCAAAUAAAAACGAAAGAUGAAAAAAGUCGAAUAGAAAAUUGCACGAAUGUGGACAUAAAGGACGAUACUUCAUUUCCACGUAAUGAUAACUCAGAUUCGGAAGCAGAGUAGCAACACAUUACAGUGGUCUGAUAGUUAAAGUAGUGUGCUUGUUAUUUGGUAACAAGUAUUUUUUCUUAUUACUUUGGCUUUAUAAAUCUCAGGGUGCAACUAUCUAAUUUUGGUCUUCACUUGGUGUUGGACUGCAGUAAAAUCGUUGAGCUACCAAUAACAUAAGCUUUAUAUUUCAAACUUGUGACUCCUUUUACAGAGCAGCAGCCUAGCUCUUUGGACUACAAUAAGAUCCUACAGCUGAUAAAAGAACUUCACUUCACUGGAGAUAAGAAAUCCUAACUGGAUAGCAUUUCUCAAUUAGUCUUCCUGGAUUGUGCCAAUAUUCUUCUCUAAGUUUUGGAUCUCCACUGAUACGACUGGCAUGGACCGGAGAGGCUUCGAUGGUGGCAGCGCCUACUACCAGAGGUCCGAUAACCCUGAAGAGUAUUCCAGACAACGGGACUCGGGCAUGUCUCGAGAUUGGGAAAGUAGGGGCGGGAGAGAAAGAGAUUCCUGGGAAAAUUCUGUAAACAGGUUCCUUGACAAUGAAGAAAGGCGUCCGCGUGAUAGAAGAUCAAGAAGUAGGUCAAGGGAAAGGGAUCGUGGUCGUGAUAGGAGACGUUCAAGUUCUAGGGAAAGACGGGGCUAUAGGGGUUCUCCAGGAAGAGGGUGGGAUGAUGAGAAGUUGAGAAAAAAUUGGAAUGAUGAGGAAACACGAGGCAGGGGUUUUAGGGGAGAUAGGAGGAAUUGGGAUGAUGAAUCUGGAAAGGACAGGGAUUUCAGUAACAGGGAAUGGAGUAGCACUCAAGGGGGUGGUCAAAAAGAUGAUUGGUUGGAAAAGGUUUGGGGAAAAUCAGAUGGAUAUGAGAGUAGUAAUUCUUCUUGGAACAACGAUUUAUCAGAUUUAAGAAAUGAUUGGCCAGAACUUCCAGCUGGUGUUCAACCUAUGCAAAACAGAACUAUAAUCAUUAGAGGUCUGGCUCAACAUAUAACUGAAAAUGAUAUUAGACAAGAAAUUGCCAAAUGUGGUCUUGACCCAUCAGAUAUUCGCAUGAUCAGAAGAAAAAAUGGCACCUCUAGAGGAUUUGCAUUUGUUGAGUUUGCUUCUACAGAAGAGGCUGUAAAAUGUAUGGAGUUAAAAAAUGGAGAAUUGAUGCUAAACAACCACUACAGAGCUAUCAUGCAGUUUAGUCUACCUAAAGAUACUCGAUUACAUUAUUAUAGUGAUUGGCAUUGCAAGUGCUCAGCACACAAUUUCAAGAGACGAGAUAUUUGUUAUAAAUGUGGGUGCACUAGAGAAGAUGCUAUUGCUGAUGAAGUUAGUGCAUACCCUACCAACACAGUUCUUCUUCGAGGAUUAGACACUUUGACAACUGAGGCAAACGUACUUGAAGCAAUUCAAGUACUCUCCAAUCUUCCUAUAAAAAGUGUCCGUAUUGGAAGGGAUCCAGUUACUAGUACAUCUUUAGGAGUCUGUUAUAUUGAAAUGAACUAUGUCAUGGAUGCUACAUUUCUACAUAAUGCACUUUUAAUGGCAUCACCUGAAAUUGAUGGAAAAACUCCAUUAGUUUCAUACUACAAAUCAGACACAGCUUCCCAGAGUGCCAUCAUUCAGGCAUCUAAGGCAGGAAAUUCAGCAGUUGAAGCUGCUCAGUGGAGUCAUCAGAAGACUGGGGAAAUGAGUCAGUAUACUCUGAAAGAUGUAAGUCGCCUAGCUGAGUACAGUGCAAAUUUGUAUGCAAAGACUCCUGAAGAGAAAAAUACCUAUUUAACAUAUUAUCAGCAGUACUAUCACAAAUUGAUUUCAGAAGGAGGUCAGAUCUCAUUGCCUUCAGAUUCUUCUGCAGAGAACCUAGCAAAACCAGCUGCUAGUAGCACAUCAAGCACAGCCCCACUGACAGAGGCUCCUGAUGGGUCAGGGUCUAGGACUUACUGUAUUCCUGAUGUCAGCACCUAUCAGUACGAUAAAACCUCAGGUUAUUACUAUGACCCUUAUACAACUCUUUACUAUGAUGCUAAUUCCCAGUACUACUAUAAUUCAAAGUUAGCAAAAUUUUUGUACUGGGAUUCCAAUAGAAAUACUUUUAUGCCGGCACCAACUGCUGCUACUACCUCAGGUGCUAUGGCAUCUAUUGCUAGUGCUGCUGGAAUUUCUGACGCUCUAGAAAAUGGAGAUCUUAAAGAUGAUGACAAGAAAAUAAAAGACAAAACUAGUGAUAAAGACAAGGUAAAAGUUGCUAAAAGAAUUGCCAAAGAUAUGGAAAAGUGGGCAAAGACUUUGAAUCAUAAAAAAGAAAUUGCCAAACAAAACCUGGUUGCACAGCAGUCUGUGAACACUGCUUCUCUUAGAACCCAAGGAGCUGCAGACAUAGGUUUUGCUGUACUCGAAAGAAAAGAUGUAACUAUCCCCAGUGGAAUGUCAGUAACUUCAUCACCGCCAAAAACCCAACAGCAACAAGACAGCCUGGUUGCUGCAUAUGGUAAUGGCAGUGACAGUGAAGAAGAGCCAGAAGAGACUGUUGAAGGUGAGGAAAAACAACAUGUCGAUUGGUCAAAACUGGCUUGUCUAUUGUGCAAGAGACAGUUCCCUAGCAAAGAUAUCCUGGUCAAACACACCCAGCUGUCAGACUUGCAUAAGCAGAAUCUGAACAAAUGGUACAAGUCGAGAGGUUUGGACCCUGACGAUGCGCAGAAAAGAACAAUGCAAUACAGAGAUAGGGCAAAAGAGAGAAGGUUAAAAUAUGGAGAGCCAGACAAACCACAGCCUAACAAAUUAAAAGAGACUUACAUUAAAUCAAAGGAAGCAACAAUCAGUUACGAAGAGCCAACCAAAAUGGGUAUUGGAUCCGACAACUUGGGAAAUAAGCUUCUGCAAAAAAUGGGGUGGCAAGAAGGCAUGGGUCUUGGUAAGAAGAACCAAGGAAGGACGACGAUUAUUGAAGCAGAAAGAAGAUCAGCAACUGCAGGGUUGGGUACAAAAACUACUGGCGUAGUGCCAGGCCCAGGAGAAACUUAUAAGGACUGUGUGAGGAAAAUGAUGUAUAUUAGGUAUCAAGAAAUAGAAGAGAAUCAAGGUUAGGUCUGUUAGUAGAAUAUUUGACAUAAUAUUGACAGUACAAAUAUUUACCUUAUAUGCUAUGAAAUGUAAUUUUAAUACAAAUGAAAGUUAUCAUGUUUUAAUGUUUGUAAAUUUUUCAUAUUUUUAUAUCAAACUUUGAAUAUUUAACAUAACAUACUCAUUUGUAAAUAUUUAAGCGGUUUUUACUCUCAAGGGCCGUUUUAAGUGCAUGUUUUGUGGUGUAUAUAUAUGUGGUGAUGAAUUCAAAGAGUGGGACUGUAAUUUUCACUAUAUAGAAAAACAUAUUAUUUAUUGCAUUAUUAUUAUUUGUACUAUGUGCAAUCCAACUCUUACUCAGAAUGAAUUGCCAGUAUUUGAAAUGCCUAUGAAACACACAUAGAAAUGUCCUCGUACAGUAAAAUAUUAAAAAUCUAUAC